UUUAGGUUCUGUCCUAAGAAGAUUUCUAAACUAAACCUUUGUCUCCUUGAGAAAUAAGAGUGUUACAGUGAAUUUUGGAGUACUAACUGAUAUAAAGCAGUGAUAGAUUGAUCAAAUCUCUAAAAAGUAAAACAGAUUAGAGUAGGACAUAACACAAUUCACAUCAUAAAGAAACCUCCGAUCAGCCUUUGGUUUUUUAAAGUGAGAGUGGAAAAAUAAUAUGAGGUCACCGCACUCUCACAAGAAACCCGCGCUUCUCCCUCUAGUUUGCGCUGCUGCAUUUUUUUCUGUUCUUGUUUUCGGGAUCCAAUCUUCUUUCUUCUCAGGUUCUAGCAACAAAAUAUUAGAUCUCAGCAAAGAACAAGUGCGGGUAUCGGAUCUCAACACCGAGGAAGUGGGGAUUUUAUCAGACUUUCAGACCAGCAUUAAACAAUGCGUGGCGAACAGAGGACUUGGACUCACUGCACAUGUUAUCGAUCAUUGCAAAUUGGUUCUUAAGUUUCCUCAAGGCACAAAUAGCACCUGGUAUAAUGAGCAGUUUAAGGUUUAUGAACCAUUGGAGUACAGUUAUGAUAUUUGUGAUACCAUUCUAUUGUGGGAACAGUACCGUAACAUGACAACUGUGUUGACUAGAGAAUAUCUAGAUGCUCGGCCAGAUGGAUGGUUGGACUAUGCAGCAAAAAGGAUUGCACAAUUGGGAUCUGAUAAAUGUUUCAAUCGAACUCUUUGUGAAGAACAUCUUAAUUUGCUUUUACCAGCGAAACCCCCUUUCCAUCCGCGGCAGUUUCACACAUGUGCGGUUGUUGGGAACUCAGGUGAUCUCUUAAAGACAGAGUUUGGGAAAGAAAUUGAUAGUCAUGAUGCUGUUAUACGAGACAAUGAGGCUCCUGUCAAUGAGAGAUAUGCCAAAUAUGUUGGUCUUAAGAGGAAUUUCCGCCUUGUGGUACGGGGUGCUGCUCGAAACAUGGUUAAGAUUCUCAAGGGAUCUGAUGAUGAGGUACUUAUAAUCAAGAGUCUAACCCAUAGGGAUUUUAAUACAAUGAUUAAGAGCAUCCCAAAUCCUGUUUAUCUCUUUCAAGGAAUUGUUCUACGAAGGGGUGCCAAAGGAACUGGAAUGAAAUCUAUAGAGCUAGCGCUUUCUAUGUGUGACAUUAUUGAUAUAUAUGGUUUCACUGUUGAUCCAGGCUAUACUGAAUGGACAAGGUACUUCUCUACACCAAGGAAAGGGCAUAAUCCACUGCAAGGAAGGGCAUAUUAUCAACUGCUAGAGUGCCUUGGUGUUAUCAGGAUUCAUUCUCCUAUGAGAGCCAAGAGGAAGCAAGACUGGUCUGAUGUGCCAAAUAGAGAAAUGAUAAGCAGAGCUCAUGCUGCUGCCUUGCGCAUAAAAAGGGGUGCAGCUGAUCUAUGGGGACAGUUUGGUAGUUGCAAGGUCUGGGGCAGCGUGGACCCUUACAAAAGGGGGCCUAUUUCAGGAUCCCCAGACAUGAGUCGUGUUAGGAAACAUUCAAAUUACAGCAAAUGGGAAAUCAUGCCUUUUGAGAGUGUAAGAAAGGAAGCGCUAGAUCAUUAUGCCCAAAUGGAAGGCGUUUCUCUGUACAAAAUGGAUGGUAACAAAUUGGAUGAUCUAGUAUGCGUGAGGCAUUCCUUAAAAUCUGAGGGAUAAGAAAUGUUACACGUUGGUGCCCUUUCUUUAUUCUUUUUGGUUUGAUUGGGAGAAACCAUUUCUCAUCACCAACAAAUCAACAAUGAGGUGGCCCUUUUGGACUAAGUUGAGAGUUACUAGUUCUCUCAUAUUGAAAUGUGCAAACUCUUGCACGGUAAUCCAAAUGCCAUCCUCUGAAGCUAUGUGUGUUAUAAGUGCCAGCAUCUCUCUCUCUCUCUCUCUCUUUUUUGGUUAUAUCUUCAUAGAGGGGGCAGGGCAGUGUUGCUUGUUGUGGCAGCAACGAGACAGUAAAUUGGUGUCAUCAACUUUAACCCGUUUGUUAUGGUGUUAGUGCUUUAGGAUGUUAAAAAUCUUCCUUGGUAAUUGAAUUUACUAUGAUGACCAAAUUCGAUAAUGUUGUUUGUUUCAAAUGUUCACUGAUAGCUGUUCUUCUUAUGGUUUUUUUGUAGAUUUUGGUAAUUUUUGUCGGUCCAAAAGAAGUAGGCUAGGGUAGCCUUCACGUCCAUGAUGCAUGAACAUAAUGAUGAAAACAAAGCCACAAGCUGACAGCUCUGAAUGCUAGUUAAUAUUGUCAUCAUGGAUUCAUGUUUAGACAAAGUGUUGUGUAUACAUUUGAGCAUUAUUUUCGAAAGAUAUAU
Molecule: messenger RNA, 2301 nt
Organism: Durio zibethinus
Lineage: Eukaryota; Viridiplantae; Streptophyta; Magnoliopsida; Malvales; Malvaceae
Product: sialyltransferase-like protein 1
Biological process (GO): pollen tube growth; pollen germination
Molecular function (GO): sialyltransferase activity
Source: RefSeq, a predicted model, not a curated record